UUUAAUCAGAUCUAUGUGGAAUUCGAUGGCUGUAACUGGAGCCAACAUGCAUGGGUGAAAGUCCAUGCUGAAGAAGUUAUAGUGUUGCUGCUGGAAGGAUCAUUGGUUUGGGCACCUCGAAAUGAUCCAGUUAUGCUUCAGGGGACUCGAAUCUCGCAGGCACAGUGGCCUGCACUGACCUUCACUCCUCUAGUAGAUAAACUGGGGUUAGGCUCUGUAGUCCCAGUGGAGUUUCUUCUGGACAGACAUUUACGUUUCCUGUCUGAUGCCAGUGGAUUACGUUUAUUUCAGAUGGGAACAGAGAGUCAAAAUCAGAUUCUGCAGGAGCAGCCUUCACUAAGAGAAUCUGUCAAUGCACUGAUCAGUGACCAGAAGCUUCAGGAGAUAUUUAGUAGAGGUCCUUACAGUGUCCAAGGCCAAAGAGUUAAAGUUUAUCAACCAGAGGAUGAAAAUAGCUGGCUCUGUGGUGUUGUGAGUCACCAAGACCCAAUAACUCGUCUUAUGGAGGUGUCUGUGACUAAGAGUGGUGAAAUAAAGUCGGUGGAUCCUCGACUGAUUCAUGUGGUGAUGGAUAACACUUCUUCAAGCGAGGGAGGGGGCCUAAAAGUGGCUAAAUCAUCAUCUAAAGGGAAAAAGAAGAAAGAAAGCCUGGAGGGAAAGGAUGGAAGGAGGAGGAAAAAUGUAUCAGAUCCUGGUUGUGAUCCUGCAACAAAGAAGCUGAAGGAGAGGGGUGAGGCAGAUAGCAAUGGUAGUGAUGGAGGUGAGGCAAGCAGAGGUCCCUGGAAAGGAGUCUCCAGUAGUGAAACAGGACUGGAUCCAAGGGCCAAGCAGUUGCCUUCAUUUAUUCCUCAGAUUAAUCGCAAUAUUCGUUUUGCUACUUACACCAAAGAGAAUGGCAGAACACUAGUAGUCCAAGAUGAGCCAGUUGGUGGUGACACACCAUUGCCCUUCACUCCAUUUUCUUCUGUGGCUGGACAACCAUUACUAGUUGGAUCUGGAUGUAAAGAGGCAGGAAAAUCACUGGAACAGGUUGGCCAAGGCACAGUGACUUCUGCAACUGCAGUUACUACAACUGCUUUGACACCGACAACUGUGAGAAUCUCUGAUACCAGUUUGCCAGCUGUUACUGGACAGGAGAAACCAAAAACAGGCCGAUCACAAGCCCAGGGAGAGAAUUCCCGAAGUUCACUUUUGGCUUCUGGAUUUGGAGUUUCACUCCCAAGUGCUUCCCAGUCCUCCUUGGUAUUUGGGGCUGGAAGGAGCCAAUCAAAUGGAGUGAUGACUCCAGAAAGCAAACCUUCUGGAUUUUCUUUUGGCUCUGGUACUGGACAAGAGGCUCAGAAAGAUUCGGAUUCAUCCAAGAACUUGUUUUUUCAGUGCAUGUCCCAAAAUCUUCCUUCCAGUAACUAUUUCACGGUCAUUUCAGAGAGUUUGACUGAAGAUGUCUCUAGUCGGGACUCAUUCAAGCAGUGUACAGAGAGUGUGGGUCCUGGGACUUGUAAAGGUAAAAUUCUUUCAGUGGACAGUAAGCCAGGAGCCCAGUCUGGUAGUUCUGUAGAGCGGAAGUUGCCUGUGGAAUCUAUGCCUACCCUUACUCCAGCCUUUUCACGAAGUCUGCUGAAUACUCGUCCCCCUGAUAGUCAUGAAAACCUAUUUUUACAGCCCCCAAAGCUAUCACGAGAGGAACCCUCAAACCCUUUCCUGGCAUUUGCUGAGAAAGCAGAACUUAGUCCUUUCAGUGGCUUUGCAUCUUCAUCUCAGACAGGAGUUUGUGCUCCCUCAACACCUGUGGGUCAUAAGGUCACUUCUGGCUGGCCGGAAUCACUCACCUCUACAGACUCUUUAACUAAGAAGAAAACCUUGUUUAUAACAACUGACUCCUCAAAGAUGAUCUCCAGUGUUUCUGGUUCAACAACUGCUGCUGGUGUUCAAAGCCCUUCCACUGUAGGGAAUGGCCGUUCCAGCUCACCAAGCAGCAGCCUGACACAGCCUAUUGAGAUGCCUACACUUUCCUCCAGCCCAACAGAAGAAAAACCAGCUGUUGGGCCUGGGCAGCAGGACAAUCCUCUUCUGAAAACGUUUUCUAAUGUCUUUGGCAGACAUCCACCUACCCUUUUCUCUUCACAGGCAGAGUUUCCACAGGAGAAGAAAGCCCCUUUUGAAGCUGUGAAAAGGUUUUCACUAGAUGAGCGGAGUUUAACGUCCAAACAGGACUCCGACUCCAGUACAAAUAGUGAUCUGUCAGAUUUGAGUGACUCUGAAGACCAGUUGCAAGCUAAGGCUUGUAUGAAGGGUAUCCCAGACCACUUGAUGGUGAAGCUAGGCCCCAAUGCGGAGCGCAAUGCAGAAUUGCUGCUGGGUAAAGGAAAGGGGAAGCAAGGCCCAAAGGGCCGGCCCCGCACAGCUCCCUUAAAAGUUGGCCAGUCUGUGCUGAAAGAUAUGAGUAAGGUGAGGAAGCUGAAGCAGUCAGGUGAGCCUUUUCUCCAGGAUGGCUCUUGCAUCAAUGUAGCUCCACAUCUGCACAAGUGUCGGGAGUGCCGUCUGGAGCGGUACCGCAAAUUUAAGGAGCAAGAGCAGGAUGACUCAACUGUGGCCUGUCGCUUCUUCCAUUUCCGGAGGCUGGUAUUUACCCGGAAAGGUAUACUACGAGUAGAAGGUUUCUUGAACCCACAACAAAGUGACCCUGAUGCCAUGAGCCUAUGGAUUCCUUCUACUGCCCCUGCAGAGGGGAUUGAUCUGGAAACUUCUAAAUAUAUCCUGGCCAAUGUUGGGGACCAGUUUUGCCAGCUUGUUAUGUCAGAGAAGGAGGCAAUGAUGAUGGUAGAGCCACAUCAGAAGGUGGCAUGGAAGCGAGCAGUACGUGGUGUGAGGGAGAUGUGUGAUGUAUGUGAGACAACACUCUUCAAUAUUCAUUGGGUUUGUCGGAAGUGUGGUUUUGGAGUCUGUCUGGACUGUUACCGGCUGAGGAAGAACCGUCCACAUAGUGAGACAGAGGAGAUUGGUGAUGAAGAAGUUUUCUCAUGGCUGAAGUGUGCAAAGGGUCAGUCUCAUGAACCAGAGAAUCUCAUGCCAACACAGAUCAUCCCUGGUACAGCGCUUUACAAUAUUGGAGACAUGGUUCAUGCAGCACGAGGCAAAUGGGGUAUUAAAGCAAAUUGUCCAUGUAUUAACAGACAGAACAAAUCGGUACUGAGACCAGCUGUCACUAAUGGAAUAUCACAGCUUCCAACUGUAAAUCCUGGUGCAUCAGUCUCUGGAAAUGAGAAUGCCUUUUCCACUGGAGCAGGGACAGCAGGAGUGGGGCAAGUAGAAAUGGACACUGUACCAAAAUCUGAAGCAACUGAUAGUAGAAUAGAAGAAUCUGCAAAAACAGAGACAUUACCAACCAGUAACACUGGGGAAGUAAAGACUAACAGACCACUUUGUCCAGAAACAGCUCCAUCAUCAGCUUUACACUGGCUUGCAGAUCUAGCAACGCAAAAAGCAAAAGAGGAAACAAAAGAAUCAGGAUCACUGAGAUCAGUGCUUAAUAAAGAAUCCCAUUCACCCUUUGGAUUAGAUUCCUUCAACUCCAGUACAAAGGUUUCCCCACUAACCCCAAAGCUGUUUAAUAGCCUCUUGUUGGGCCCAGUGACAUCUAGCAACAAAGCUGAAGGCUCCAGCCUCAGAGAUCUGCUACACACAGGGCCAGGAAAGCUCCCUCAGGUCCCGUCAGACACAGGAAUCCCCUUUCCUCCAGUCUUUUCUGCAGCUUCUACGGGGGUCAAAGGUAAAGCCAGCCUGCCAAACUUCUUGGACCAUAUCAUUGCUUCUGUGGUGGAAAACAAGAAGACGUCUGAUGCUGCAAAACGAGCUAGUAAUUUAGCUGACACACAGAGAGAGGUGAAGGAAAUGGUAAUGGGAUUAAAUGUGCUGGAUCCACACACUUCCCACUCUUGGCUGUGUGAUGGUAGACUUCUUUGCCUUCAUGAUCCCAGCAACAAAAACAACUGGAAGAUCUUCAGGGAAUGCUGGAAACAAGGCCAGCCCGUGCUGGUAUCUGGUGUCCAUAAGAAGUUGAAGUCAGAGCUUUGGAAACCAGAAGCUUUCAGCCUGGAAUUUGGAGAUCAAGAUGUAGAUUUGGUGAACUGCAGGAACUGUGCCAUAAUUUCAGACGUGAAAGUGCGUGACUUCUGGGAUGGCUUUGAGAUAAUAUCUAAGCGGCUCAGGUCAGAUGAUGGUCAGCCAAUGGUACUAAAGUUAAAGGACUGGCCUCCAGGGGAGGACUUCAGAGAUAUGAUGCCUACGAGGUUUGAGGACUUGAUGGAAAAUCUUCCUCUUCCUGAAUAUACCAAGAGAGAUGGCAGACUGAAUUUGGCUUCUAGGCUGCCAAGCUACUUUGUCCGUCCUGACUUGGGUCCCAAAAUGUACAAUGCAUAUGGUUUAAUUACUGCAGAAGACAGACGAGUUGGUACCACAAACCUGCACUUGGAUGUGUCCGAUGCUGUUAACGUCAUGGUGUAUGUUGGGAUUCCCAUUGGGGAAGGGACCCAUGAUGAUGGUAAUGCUUAAGGAAGGCUGUUUUCCCUACACUAAAAAUCAAUUGUGUGUGUAAGAAGACUGUAUAUUUUAUUGUUUAAGUUUGUCAUAUCUAUGAUAUAAUUCAAGUAUACAAGGUAGUUUGCUACAUUCACGGCACGUAAAUAAAAGUGCGGUGAUGCUUCAUUAGUUUCCAACUGUGGGAGCAGCAGAGUUUUGCUAGAAAUUAGUACAUUCCCAAAGAAAGGAGGAGAAAGGGUAACUUAAUACCCUGUUGUCGUGGUU
Messenger RNA from Cyanistes caeruleus (blue tit), 4803 nucleotides. The record is from RefSeq and is a predicted model, not a curated record. Lineage: Eukaryota; Metazoa; Chordata; Aves; Passeriformes; Paridae.